Molecule: messenger RNA, 1840 nt
Organism: Chlamydomonas reinhardtii
Lineage: Eukaryota; Viridiplantae; Chlorophyta; Chlorophyceae; Chlamydomonadales; Chlamydomonadaceae
Exons: 5
Coding region: 330-965 (211 amino acids)
Cellular component (GO): chloroplast
Source: RefSeq, a predicted model, not a curated record
GUAAAGCAAACAUCCUUCUGAUUCUGAUUCACCAACACAACGCAACAUACCGCCUAACAGAGCUGUUCUAGGCGUCGAGCUCUGCCAGUAUGUCUCUAGCACCAGCCCGCCUUUGCUCUGGGCUGGGAGCCAGCACAUCAAAAGUGAAACAGUCGCCGACCUUCCACCCACUUCUGGCCAAGCCUCGCUCCAUUGCCUGUGCUUCAUCAGGGCGUCCUAGCACCUCAACGAGUGGGUCUUUCGACUUUGAUGAAGCAGCGCGGACCGCCAAGUCCAAAUGGGAGUCGUUCGCGCGGGAGCAGGAGUUAGAAAAAAAGGCCAACCAGGCGAUGAAGAAGGGUGGCGAGGUUUUUGAGCAGGCCAAAGACAAGGCACGGCGCGUGUACGUGCGGUUGGACUCGGAGUACGACAUCAGCAGCAAGACCGCGAAGGCGGCCAAGAAGGCGGGCGAGGCGGCGCGCGACAUCGACCAGCAGUACGGCCUGCGGCGGCGGUUCCGCGCGGCGCGUGAGGACCUGGCGCGCAAGUGGCCGGGCUGGCAGAAGCAGCUGGACGAGUUCACCCAGACCACGCCCGGCAAGAUUACGGUGUUCGCGGGCCUGUGCCUGCUCAUCAGCACGCCGCUGUUCUGGCAACUCCUGAACGUGCUGCUGCUGCUGUGGUGGCUGACGGUGCCGCUGAGCCUGCUGGCCAUCAACGCGGCGGCCAACCAGCAGGCGGAGCAGAUGCGGCGGCAGCAGCAGGCCGAGGCGGAGGCGGAGGCGCGGCGCCGGGCCAACCCCUUCGCAGAGAUGUUCCGCGACGCGGGCGCGGCCUUUGGCGGCGCCGCCGCCAGCUCGGGUGGCGGCGGCGGCCGCGGCCGUGGCUCCGGCUAUGUGCAGCAGGACGGGCCUGUGAUUGAUGCGGAGUGGACGUCGCUGGAUGAGGAGGGGAACCCCAGGGGCGGCAAGGGCGGCCGCCGGUAGAGGCAUUCUUCGGGAGUUUGGGUACUGUAGUUAUGUUUAAUUUUGUUUGUCAUGCAUACAACGCCGGCUACCGCGGUGGUGUGGACUUCUGGACCGGCAACGACUUGGCAGUUCGCCGAGCCCAGCGUCAAGCAGGCGCUCGUGCCCAUGUUUACGGCGGCGGACGCGGUCACGGAGGAGGCCGUUGCGGCGUCACUGGACCGCCCGUUCGAGCUGGACUUGGGUAGAGGUAUGGAGUUAUGGUGGUGGAGAGGAGAAUGUGUGUGUGUAUGUGUGUGCGGGUGUGCUGUGGGCCUGUGGCAGGUGGGGGCUGCAUAAGACGCAGUCGUUGAGGGGUUGGAGGCUGAGAGGAAUGGCUGUGGGUUUACUGCUAGUAAGGGACGGAGGUCGGGUUGAGAGAGGGCGCAUCCGCCUUACACCCGCCUGCGGUGCAAUCGGUUGGGGGACCAUGAGUGGGAGUGUUUGAAGAGGGCGAGGAAUAAAUAACGCGCAGCUGCUUCUGGCGCCCUGCCAACAAUUUGCCAGAUGGUGUAGAGUGUGCACGACUUGGUGCAGGACUGUGUGUCUGUCAGAGAGCUGGCCUGCUUUUACUCAAGCUAGUGGUGGUUCGUGCGGAGGUAGCAGGGGCAGCCCAGUUGGUAGCGAAGGGCCCUGGAGGAACCGGUGUUUGCACGUGACGCGAAAGGCUAAGCGUCUGCGUUGCGAGAUAAUAAUGCGAGAGGGGGAGAGCGGAGCUGUUAAGCGGGUGUCCGACGCAAACAAAACGGUGCUUGUGGCGGUGGUGCGUUAUCGAGUGUGGGUCUGCUGCGGCAUACAUCGUCUGCGUGUGUGGCGUGUGCGCGCAUGGCGCAGCAUACGUGUAAAGCAAUGCGGUU